Molecule: messenger RNA, 984 nt
Organism: Paramecium pentaurelia
Lineage: Eukaryota; Ciliophora; Oligohymenophorea; Peniculida; Parameciidae
Source: the annotation of a GenBank genome assembly
AUGAUCACUUUUAAUCCUUAAUUGUAAUUUAAUACUUUUGAUUAUCAAUUGUUGGAAUAGAAUUCUAUCAAAGAACCUGAAUGGUGUUUUUCAUUUGCAUUUAAUAAGGAUUCAACAAUUUUAGCAGUUGGAUGUUAAUCUUACAUUAAAUUGUUUGAGUUCACUAAUGAAAGAGUCUCAUUGAAUUAAAUAUUAAUGAAUACAGACUUUGUAAGAUCAAUAUAUUUUAUGAAGAAGUCAUAGAAUUUGAUAUCAGGUGGUGAGGAUUCUUCUAUUUUGGUUUGGCAAAAAAAUUAAGAUCAUUAAUGGUUUAUUUACUAAAAGCUUUUAGGACAUUCUAAACCUAUUAAACAUAUAAUUAUGAAUUAAAAUGAAGAUCUUAUAAUUUCAUGUAGUAGUGAUAAAACAAUUAAAUUUUGGGUCAAAUAGAAUGAAUGGGUUUGCUCCUAAACUAUUACUAAUCAUACAUAAUAGGUUUUAAGUUUAAGUAUUAAUGAAUCAUAAAAUAAGUUAAUAUCUUGUUCUGAAGAUAAAUCAAUUUUAGUUAUGGAAUUGUCUUCGAUAACAAAUAUGUGGUUAGUUAAAUAAAGAAUAUUUUUACAGGAAUAAGGUAGAAGGCUAUGCUUUAUUGGAGAUAAUUAAUUUACAUUUUAACCUAAAAAUCAAGAUAUAUUAUAUUUAUUUUAAUGGAACAGUACAUCUUAAUAAUUUUAUUAAGAAAUGGAAAUACCUGUUGAUAGCAGUCUUGAUACUAACUAUUAUUUCCCUUAAUAAUUUAUUAAUUAGAAGUAACUUUUAAUCAAUAAAAACGGAAAUUAUAUAAAUUUGUUAAGAAGGAAGGUUGAUGGAACAUUUAUUAAAGAAAAAGCAAUAAAAUUUAAUACAAAUUAAAUCUUUGGUACAAUGAAUGAUUCAGGAGAUUAUUUAGUAACUUGGGAUUAGGAAUAAAAAUAACUGUAAUUUAGAAAAUUUAGUGAAAUAUGA